AUGCUGGCGCUGCUGUGGCUGUCGCUGCUGGUGCCCGCGGUGUCACGCGUGGGGGGUGACGGGGACGCGCUGACCUUCCUGGCCCUGGGCGACUGGGGGGGGCUGCCCGAGCCCCCCUUUGUCACCCCGCGCCAGGCGGCCACGGCCGCGGCCAUGGGCCGGGCGGCGGCCGCGCUGGGCGGCGACUUCGUGCUGGCCCUGGGCGACAACUUCUACUUCUCGGGGGUGCGCGACGAGUGGGACCCGCGCUUCCAGGACACCUUCGAGAGUGUCUUCGUGUCCCCGGGGCUCCGCGGUGUCCCCUGGUACGUGAUGGCCGGGAACCACGACCACGCUGGCAACGUCACCGCGCAGCUGCGCUACAGCCACCGCUCCCCGCGCUGGCACUUCCCCCACCCCUACUACAGCCUGCGGCUGCACCUGCCCGGCUCCAACGCCUCGGCGCGGCUGCUGGUGCUCGACUCGGUUCUGCUCUGCGGCCGCGGCGACGAUUUCGGGCGGGGCCCGGCGGGGCCGCGGGACGCGGCGGCGGCGGCGGCGCAGCUCCGCUGGCUGCGGGCGCAGCUGGAGGCGGCGGCCGCCGAGCGCUUCGUGCUGGUGGCCGGGCACUACCCGCUCUGGUCCGUGGGCAAGCACGGCCCCACGCCCUGCCUGCUGCGCCUGCUGCGCCCGCUGCUGCGGCGCCACCGCGUCAGCGCCUACCUGUGCGGGCACGACCACAACCUGCAGUACCUGGAGGAGGGGGGCGUGGGCUACGUCCUGAGCGGCGCCGGCAACUUCAUGGAGGACUCGCAGCCCCACGCGGGCUCGGUGCCCCCCGGCGCCCUCCGGUUCUUCUACGGGAGCGCCGCCAGCCCCGGCGGCUUCGCCCACGUGCGCCUGGAGCCCGCCGCCGCCACCGUCACCUUCCUGGAGGCCACCGGGCGCGUCCUGCACCGCGUCACGCUGCCGCCGCGCCACCCGUGACCGGGACCGGGGACGGCGGAGAGCGGACAGCGGGGCACCGGGACAGCGGGAGAGCGGGAGAGCGGGGCAGGGGGACACCGGGAGAGCGGGACACCGGGACAGCGGAGAGCGGGGACAGCGGGAGAGCGGAGGGCGGGGCACGGGGACACCGGGAGAGCGGGACACCGGGACAGCAGGACACCGGGACAGCGGAGAGCGGGGACAGCGAGACACCGGGAGAGCGGGACACCCGGAGAGCGGGACAUCUGGACAGCGGGGACAGUGGGGACACCAGGACAGCGGGACACGGGGACACCGGGAUCCGUUCCCUGGGGACAUCGGGAACACCGGGACCCCUCCCUGGGGACGCCCCGAGACCGCCGAGUCCCCCCGGGGGACACCGGCACCGCUGCCUUCGGGGACAUCCCGUCAGCUCUGACCCCUUGGGGACACCGGGGACCGGACACUGCCCGCCGGCCCCGCCCGGUUGCCCCGUGCCGCCAAUAAAGGCUUUGAAGGGCGCCGCCGGACCCGAAACCACCGCGAUUCACCCCAAAACCGCGAUGGGCGGGGUCCGGCAGGGCUGGCCACGCCUCCCA
Molecule: messenger RNA, 1544 nt
Organism: Lonchura striata (white-rumped munia)
Lineage: Eukaryota; Metazoa; Chordata; Aves; Passeriformes; Estrildidae
Source: RefSeq, a predicted model, not a curated record